Pelecanus crispus (Dalmatian pelican) is the source of this 864-nucleotide messenger RNA. NCBI's taxonomy places the organism in Eukaryota, Metazoa, Chordata, Aves, Pelecaniformes, Pelecanidae. The record is from RefSeq and is a predicted model, not a curated record.
AUGCUGUUGACAAGCUCAGCGGGAUUUAUUCUGUUCUUGCUCUCUCAUUGCACUGUGACAGAGAGCACCAAAGAGGCAGUGGUCUUGGCUAAUGCCCACCUUCUCCCCCAAAGAGGCUACGAGAGACUGGGUAACACCAAUGAAAAAGGUACUCAUGAAGAGAACUAUCCAAGGGAUUGUUUUGAGAUUUUUCAGCGCUCCAAAGGAAAUUCCAGAGAUGGUCUUUACAUCAUCCAACCAAAGGAGGACCCAAUUGUUGUCUCUUGUAACAUGCAGGAUGGUGGCUGGACAGUAAUCCAGCACAUUACAGCCAAUAGUACUGUCGACUUUGAUAGGACCUGGCAGGAUUACAAAUAUGGAUUUGGGUCUGUUCAUGACAACCACUGGUUAGGAAAUGAAUAUAUACAUCAGUUAACCAGCAGCUCCGUGCAAUAUAUACUUGGAGUUAAACUUGUAAACCUAAAUGCUGAAAUCAAAUGGGGACAGUAUGAACCAUUCCUUAUUGAAGAUGAAGAGUCUCAAUACCGAAUCAGGGUUGGUCUAUACAAAGGCAACGCCACUGAUGCUCUGACCCUGGACACGGAAGCUUAUCUUCAUGACAACCAGAAGUUCACCACCAAGGACAGAGACAAUGACAAUUAUUUUCAGAAUUGUGCUAAACUGGAACACAAUGGUGUUCCCGGGGGAGGCUGGUGGUACGAUGCGUGUGCUGGAGCAAAUCUAAACCGUAGGAACGUGAUAUACUGGCAAAAGGACUGCAACAAGCAACGCAUAUGCAAGUUUGCAUGGAUGAUGAUCAAACCCAUUGACCACAGACUGUCAUAUCCAGCCAAGUCCUGUCCAUGUCAGAAAGUUGAACUGUAG